Molecule: messenger RNA, 2571 nt
Organism: Vigna umbellata (rice bean)
Lineage: Eukaryota; Viridiplantae; Streptophyta; Magnoliopsida; Fabales; Fabaceae
Gene: WNK3
Product: WNK family serine/threonine-protein kinase 3
Biological process (GO): protein phosphorylation
Molecular function (GO): protein serine/threonine kinase activity; ATP binding
Source: RefSeq, a predicted model, not a curated record
CAUAAGAUAUUAACAGCAUGUUAGUUGCGUCUCCUUGAACUUACUCUGCACCUGCACGCACCUUCCUCUUCCUCCUCCUCCGAGUCUAUAACGGAAACGGAGCGUUUCAAUCGAAAGCAUCGUACCAUUAUAUGUGCUGUUUUCACUCUGCCAAUAACUAGAACCAGAACCAGAACCAGAGCUAGCAUUGUUUCCUCGCGUUCUCCGAAAUUCCAAUAACAACACCCAUAAUUCCCGUUCCUCUUCCCUUCCCCCAUUUUCUUCCCAAUUCAGCACUUCUUUCUACGUAGCUAGGGUUUCUGCCAAUGCUGCCGGAUUCCUCCGAGCAGGACCUCGACGAUCCUGACAUGGAAUUCGUCGAGGUGGAUCCCUCUGGUCGUUAUGGUCGGUACAAGGAAGUUUUAGGGAAAGGGGCUUUCAAGAAAGUAUAUCGAGCGUUUGAUGAAUUGGAAGGUAUUGAAGUGGCUUGGAAUCAGAUUAAGCUGGCGGAUGUGUUACGUAACUCUGAAGAUUUCGAGCGACUUUAUUCGGAGGUUCAUUUACUCAAGACUUUGAAGCAUAAGAAUAUAAUUAAGUUUUAUAACUCAUGGAUUGACUCCAAGAGCGAGAACAUCAACUUCAUUACUGAAAUUUUCACCUCAGGAACGUUGCGCCAAUACCGGAAGAAACAUAAGCAUGUUGAUUUGAGAGCUGUGAAGAAAUGGUCUAAGCAGAUUCUGGAAGGCCUUCACUAUCUUCACAGUAAUAAUCCUCCGAUCAUUCAUCGUGACCUGAAGUGUGAUAACAUUUUUGUCAAUGGGAAUCAAGGGGAGGUAAAAAUUGGUGAUUUAGGAUUGGCGGCUAUCCUCCAGCAGGCCAAUUCAGCUCACAGUGUCAUAGGAACUCCGGAGUUCAUGGCCCCAGAACUUUACGAAGAGGAAUACAACGAGCUUGUUGACAUCUAUGCUUUUGGUAUGUGCUUGCUAGAGUUGGUAACAGUUGAGUACCCGUAUGUUGAAUGUGCCAAUGCCGCUCAAAUAUACAAGAAAGUGACAUCUGGAAUAAAGCCAGCAUCAUUGGCAAAAGUGACAGAUCCUGAAGUUAAAGCAUUUAUUGAAAAGUGUAUUGCUCAUGUAUCUGAACGGUUGUCUGCGAAGGACCUCUUGAUGGAUCCCUUCCUUCAGUCAGAUUAUGAUAAUGAAAGUGUAGGCCGAUCUUCAAAAGCUCAAACCCAUCAUUUAGCAAAUAUUUCUCAUAAUCAAGCUAUUGUUGUGGAUACUUCUGCUGAGGCAAGUAGGGAAUUCACGGUGGAAGGUCAGAGGAGAGAUAAUAAUACAAUAUUUUUAAAAUUGAGAAUUGCAGAUUCCUCAGGUCAUAUUCGCAAUAUCCACUUUCCUUUUGAUAUCGAAGCAGACACUUCAACCUCUGUUGCCAGUGAAAUGGUUGAGGAGUUGGAACUAACUGAUCAAGAUGUUACAACUAUUGCUAGGAUGAUUGACUCUGAAAUUCGGUUUCACAUUCCUAGUUGGAACGUCAGUGAACUUCCUGUUGACAGUUAUAGUCAAGAUUCAGGCUAUACCUCUGAAAGUAGGCCAGAGGCCUCUCCUAUGAAACACGAUUCCAUUACUUCUCCUGGCAGUCUUGCAUUAGAAAUAUUACCUUCAGGUCGAAAGUUCUGGUCUGACUCGCCAAAGGGAGUUGGUGGAAACUCUCCAUAUCGUGCUGGUUCUUCAAACUUUUGUUCUGCUGCAGAUGCAAACGCUGCGGAUGGUAGUCUGGCCGCGAAUGGUGAUAUUUCAGCAGAUGAUCGUGUUGGUGAUUGUAGUGAUGAGAAGGUGUGUGAUGAGAUUGUUGAUUCCCCUUCCAGUGAAAAAAGUAUUAAAUCAGGUGCAACCAGUGAAAAAUCUGCUGUGAAUGUAAUAUCUGGAACCGUGAAAGAUUCAGAAGCAGAAUACAUCAAUCUCAUAGCAACAAAACUGGAGAAUUUGUUGGUUAAACAAAGAGAGGAGUUAGAUGAAUUAAAGAGGAAGCACAAAUUAGCUGUCUCAGAUCUUUUGAAGGAACUUUCUCCAGAAAUUAGCCAGAAGGUUCUAAAUAUAUGCAACCUACAGAUGCCUGGCGGUGAAGUGAAGGGAGAGGCUCGCGCUUCAUUCAUCUAAAUACCCCGUUUGUAAAGUUUAUGGUAGUCGCGGGUUCAGAAUCUAGAAAAAGCCAAAGCUCAAUUUAGGAUUGAAAUUAAGUAGCGAUCAUGUUUGUUGCUUAGAACCUGCAUACUGUUAAUAUUUUGGUUUUCAUAAUUGAUAGAGGAUAAUUUUUUAAUGCUUUUAGUGUCCUUGGUAUACAAUGUGAAGAGGAAAUGCAGUUGGAGUUGGUUUAUAACUAGGGAGUGAUCUGUGCAGUCCUUGGGGAAUGGCUCAACGUGGUCUCCAACUUGGAGGACUCAAUGCUAUUGCUGCAUUUACCCAACAAACAUGGGUUAAAGUAAGAAAUUAGUUUCUAUAGGUCAUGAAACAGGAUUAUAUCAAUUUAAUAUCUCAUCUGUAAAUAGUCUGAUACAAUAAAUUAAACCAUAGAAAAUUUAUACUUGUACAU